Myzus persicae (green peach aphid) is the source of this 1728-nucleotide messenger RNA. RefSeq lists its product as uncharacterized. Bases 75 to 1709 code for a protein of 544 amino acids. The transcript has 7 exons. The record is from RefSeq and is a predicted model, not a curated record. NCBI's taxonomy places the organism in Eukaryota, Metazoa, Arthropoda, Insecta, Hemiptera, Aphididae.
UAUGUUUAUAUAAAAUAAUAUGUUUCAACAUUAAAUGUAAUAAUUAUUUGCUUAUAAUAUGUAUCUUAGACAAAAUGGAACAAAGUGAUAAUGAUGCAAGCUAUAGAGUAUCAAAUAGCUUUACAUCUGAGUUAUUUAAUGUUACUGAUGUUGAAAACAUUGUUAAUUUUCCAAAUAUUAUAAACGAAUCUCAAAAUGCUGUUAACAAUGAGUAUCCAAAGAUUACAGAAGACGACUCAUACAAAUUGUGGUUAUUGCUGAAUGAUUGGAACUUGGGCUAUUUACAUAAAACAUGCAUUGAUUCGAUGAUUGAUUUGGAAUGUUUAAAUUUUAUAACAUUAGCUCAAUGUGAAAAACUGUUGAAACAUUUUCCUCUAGGCAUUCAAAUGAAAUUUGAAAUUCGUUUGUCAAAUUGGAAAACCAACAAUCAAGUUCCAAGUCAGUUACUAGAACUUCAGAGGGUAGCCCAACCUAUUUCUAACGCAAUUCAUAUGAUGUUACCUGAAACUACAAAAACAGUAUUAAGUCUAAGCAAAAUUCUUGAAGACCAAUCACAGGGAUCUUUGGUGCUCGAAAACUACAAAAAGUUUAACUCAUUAAAUGAUGCAUCUAGAAUAAUACUGGUUGAUAUGAUAAUUAAAACAGCUAUAAAAGAAAAUGUUACAAUGACAAUUAAAACUGCCGAAGAAAUUGCCAAUCAAAUUGUGGCAGCUUUUCCUAAUGAAGUUAAGGAUUAUUACUUUAUGCGUGAUGGAAAUAGAGCACCAAAAGGAAAGAUAUAUGCAAAAUAUCACAAUGUAAUAAGAACUUUAAAAAAUGGUGGGCUAAUAGAAGCAACAAAGAAACAUAAACUUUCAAAAUAUGAUGAAAAUAGUAAUGUUCGUCAUCUGAGAAACUUUGAUCCAGAAACUGGUAUUGAUCAAUACUUAAAUUCUUUAAAACAUGACAGUUGCACAUUCAAUGAAAUUGAAAUUAUCUGGAGAGCAACUGUGAAGUAUAGAUUGAAUUAUAUCAAAAACAGUCCAAGUACCACUGAUACACUAAAUUACUGGACAAGCUACAAACUUCCAUCUGGUUACAAAUUAAUUGAUAUUGAUUUUAAUACACUUUAUCCGUCUGCAUCAAACCUAAUGACAAUGUAUCCAGAUGUAUCACAUAAACUUAUAGAUUUAUUAAAACUAAAAAUCAAAGAUUCUCAAAGUGUAAACCUGCUUGAUGAACUUUUGGAAAAGAACCCAUUAGAAAAUGGCCGUGCUGCUUGUAUUUUCUACCUUUUACAUGCAAUGUUUAUUCCUACGGUGAGAAAAUUGACUCGUAAUGAUAAAGGACAAAAAUCCACCAUAAAAUAUUCAAUUAGAGAUUCACAGAAAUCAUUUAUAAUUAAUGUUGAUAGAGUCUCACAAUUUGAAGAUGUCAUAGCUAAGAAAAAAGAUUUGUGUAUCCCAAUACAACCAUUUAUGGUAGUAAUUGGUAAAUUAAUGGAACCAAAAGACAUUAUUGUAUACUUUGAUGACAUAAAGUAUAAAGUUUUAACUAUCCAGAGAGCUGUGGAUGUAGUUUUUAAGUUGUUUCAUACAUUUAAUCUAUUGUACCCUGAGGAAUCUUAUAUUGUAUGGUUGUUUGUACAAAAAUUUUUUUAUAAUAUUCACAUUAAGUCUGACCAAUCUCACCCAAUUAUAAGUACAAUUAUUUCUGAACUAAAUAAAUGAAAUACAUUUCAAAUUAUAA